Cladophialophora bantiana CBS 173.52 is the source of this 1764-nucleotide messenger RNA. RefSeq lists its product as uncharacterized. The coding region runs from base 1 to 1764 and encodes 587 amino acids. Gene Ontology annotation, molecular function: transmembrane transporter activity. The transcript is spliced from 3 exons. Gene Ontology annotation, biological process: transmembrane transport. Lineage: Eukaryota; Fungi; Ascomycota; Eurotiomycetes; Chaetothyriales; Herpotrichiellaceae. The record is from RefSeq and is a predicted model, not a curated record.
AUGGUAGAUGCUAUAGCUGGUUCUGACAUGAAGAAAGAAGCUGAACACCAUGCACUCGAGCAUCUAGAGAAAGUCGACUCGAAAGAUUCACUGCACCGCAACGACCUGGGUCAAGAUGCAACAACCCUGCGAGGUUACUGGGCCUCGCCUAGACUACUAGGUUCGAUCCUGGCUUCAUUUCUUCUGGCAAACAGCAUCUACAUCGGCUACGCGAUGCCGGUCAGCAUACUCUCAGUCAUGAAUGUUGACAUCGGACCUUCUCCAAACAUCUAUCUGGUCUCAUUGGUAUACACGCUUUUCACUGGAGUGCUGCAUUUGUUCUUUGCCCGUCUUUCGGAUAUUCUAGGUAGACGGUAUUUCCUUGUGGGAGGCCAAACAUUUGGAGUGAUUGGUUCCAUCAUCUGCGCCACGGGCAAUAGCAUCAACGUUCUCAUCGGCGGUAGCGUCCUUGCUGGCAUUGGUGGUGCCGCAGGGCUGCUCUAUCCUGUUGUCAUACAUGAACUGCUACCGAACAAACACCGACCCUGGGGUCAGGCUGCAAUAACGCUGGCAGUCCUGCCUACGCUGGGGUUUGGCCCCGCUAUUGCGAGGACCAUGAUCGCACAAACUGCGGUUGGCUGGCGAGGAGUCUACUGGCUCAAUGUUGCGGUGUCAGGAGCGUCAGUGGUCCUCUUUGCCACCUGUUACUUUCCGCCGAACUUCCAUAUGAUCAACAGUGAGUUGACCAAGUGGCAAGAGGUGAAGGCGUUAGACUACGGGGGUCUGCUGCUAUAUUUUGGCGGCUUGAUCUUGGUCCUCAUGGGUUUCACGUGGGCCCAAGGGACUUAUGCCUGGCAAAGUGCACAUGUUCUCGGCUCACUCAUCGUUGGGACCGUCACCUUGGUGGCAUUUGGUAUCUAUGAAACGUACAUGCCACUGAAACAACCAUUGCUACCAGUCAGGCUCUUCAAGAUCCCAAACAUCACCGCCUGUAUCUUUGUCGGCUCUACCAUGCAGAUGGUCUGGCUGGCCCUAAAUGUAUUUUGGCCCAUCCAAAUCAGUGUGCUUUUUACUUCGAACGAAGUAACCAUCGGCUUGCUAUCCUGCACUACAGGGAUUGCAUUGGCAGCGGGCGAGCUCAUUUUUGCACCUAUAUUCAGAGCCGUGGGAUAUUUGAAGUGGCAAAUGGUAGUUGCGAGUUUGAUGACCGCUGUCUUUGGCACUGCGAUGGCUGCAGUGACGCACAAAACAGAAAACAUGGGCAUUGCCUUCACAGUGCUGGCCGGUCUUGCAGUUGGAUGGAUCGAGAUGGUAACUAUUGUCGUCACCGGACUUGUGGCUCCACCAAACGAUAUUGGUGUUGCCCAAGGCUUCUUUGGAUCUACCAGACUGACUUUCGGAACUGUAGCGGUCAGCAUCUACCUGGCUAUCUACAGCAACAGACUGACGGCCUUCCUGCCGCAGGAGAUCGUUCCCGCUGUCUUGAGCGCGGGUCUGCCGGCCAGCAGUAUCCCAGAUCUUUUCAUGGCUAUCACCAAUGGCACUGCAGCAGCCUUGGAAGAAGUGCCGAGAAUGACCGAUGGAGUCCUUGAUGCCGUUGCACUUGCCACGAAACUGGCAUAUGCCCAUGCUUUCAAGAUUGUGUAUCUGGCAACACUAGCCUUCACGGGCAUUGGAUUGGUCUCGGCAUUCUUCAUCACGGACGUCGACGCUUUCCUCACAAACUACGUCAAUAAAACCAUACGCAAGCCAAAGGUUGGAAGCUCCGAUAAGGCCGAAGUGUGA